Molecule: messenger RNA, 1188 nt
Organism: Aureobasidium namibiae CBS 147.97
Lineage: Eukaryota; Fungi; Ascomycota; Dothideomycetes; Dothideales; Saccotheciaceae
Exons: 5
Coding region: 1-1188 (395 amino acids)
Source: RefSeq, a predicted model, not a curated record
AUGGCAGACGAACGCAGCAAGGCAGAAACCAUAAACACCAGAAAACGCUCUCACGCCAUCAUGACUGGUGUCUUCAACACCAACAUCGCUCACGAAGACGUGAGUACCCAUGCCCCUAACAGCGCACCUACUCAACAUACCUCUGACGAUCAAGCUCAGCACACUCGCACAACCAGAGUCUUCGAUCGCUCCUCGGCCAUUGCAUCUCCUGACAACAACAACACCGAGGCAGGUCAUAGCCUUGGCGCUCCCUCUCGCCAGAUCGACAUGGAUCCCCGUAUCAUUGAAUCAGCUGCUAAAUUUCUUGCUGCUGUUGACGAAGAUCAAGACGACAGCAUGAUUGUCGAUGAAAAUCACCAUGGACUUGCCAACGCAUCUGUGUCCGAGGGAGGUGAUCGGACUGCCGCCGCUUCUGGAGCAAAUCACGAAGGCUACGAUGCCGAAGACGAGGCAAGCAAUACCUCCGAAGAAGAAGGGGAGGGACAGAUGGAAGCUGAGUCAGACGAAGAGACCAAGGCGAAAGAGGAGAAUGACGAAGAAGAAGAAACCAACCGUCCUAUGGCCCGAGGUACCAGCAUGCACGAGGAUGAGUUCUUUGAAGAACACUGGGACAUUGAAUUCCAUCACGUUUCCUCUCUUGAGGAAGUUGGCCACAAUGACGAGCAUGAAGCUGAAGAAGAGAGCGAUGCCGUCGAGAUGAAGGAGGAGGAGGAGGAUGAGGAAGACGAGGAACAGAACUUCGUCGACCACUCCGCGGAUCUCACCAGCAACAUCGAUGACUUGUACGACGAUGGAUACGAGGCAUCGUGGAUCGCCGCGAUCCGCUCUUGCGCAACGGGGUUCACUGGCGAACACGCGCCUGCGCUCGAAGAUUCCGACAGCGACAUGGAUUAUACGGAGGAUGGCAACUACGACGACGCAUUCAUCUGUGAAGCUGAUGCCGGUACCGAGGAAAGCCUCGAGGGAGCGAUCGAAGCUGAGGAAGAAGGCGAGACAAACGUCAAGGUGGAGGACGAAAAGGAAGAAGAAGACGCUGAUGAAACCGAAGAAGAGGAGAGUGAUCAGGAGGAAGUUGGAGAGGAGGUCUUCAGCCGCGGCCGCUGGGGCGAGAUGCUCUUUGCCCACGUCGCAGCUGUUUCUAUGCGCGAAGACGGGAACAAGAACGAGGACGAGGAUGAGGAAGAGUAA